AUGUCCGAUUUUCACGUUCAGCUGGGCUACGGUGGGAUUCACAUUGUCAACGGAGGCGAUGAUCCCAAAAUCAUCCUACUUCCAGCCUCGACGCUACGAUUUAGUGCCUUGAUUUUGAUAUCGCCUAAAACCGUUGCGUUGUGCAUUUCCCUACGCAUCUCUGACAGAAAGAGAUUCUUCUCCUCUCUAAUAUUAUUUAGUUCAUACUUCUUGUCUACAAACAAAGCUUAAGCGUUACUGAUAUAGCAGAAUUCACACGUACGAAAAUCAGAUAGUACGUGCUUCUUACCUUAGUGGAUGGAGCAGCUACGAUUCCAAUAUAUUAAUUGUAAAUAUAUUGUUUAAAUUUUAAUGUCACUGUAAAGCAUAAAGAUAUUUGUAAGACAGAAACAUGUCGUGUAACUCAUGUCAGACUAAAUAUUCAUUCUUCACGCAUGAAAAUGCUUGUCCAAAAUGUGGGUUCUCUUACUGCAGCAAGUGCCUAAAGUAUAAAUGCCAUUUACCAAAUGUUGGUACGAAGAAAAUAUGUGGUCCAUGUUAUAACAAAUUACAGUUUAGCGAGACAAAGAAAACUGUAACACCUGUCUCUGACCUGUCUCCACCAGAGGGAUUGGAUUCUCCACUGAUACCCAUAGAUAUUACCAAAAAAUUGGAUGCAUUAGAAAAUCCAAGUAAACCGCCAAUAACAAUGUAUAAACAAGGUACACAUUGGGAUAAGUUUAAAACGGGAUUAGAACCAGCAGAUCAGGAAAUUGUUGAUCGGUUGAGAAAACUCAAAGAUGAGGAUAAACAAGUUCCUGCACCUAGUGUAGAAGAGAUAAGACAUAGAUUGGCAUUAUUGAAGGAUCAGGAUCCUGAUAAAGUUCCUGAGAAAGGAAAUAUUUAUAAAGAGGAUACUAGAUCUGACCAACAGAAGACAAAUGACUUAAUAUCAGAAUAUUUAGACACAUUGAAAUUGUCUGCAGGAAAAGACCCUUACCAAGAAAUCCAAGCUAGAUUAGAUCAUUUAAGAGAUAUCGAUCCAUCCAAGUCCACAGUAAAACAUGACGACAGUGAUGACGAAGAUACAGUGACUAAGAAAUUAAUUAAAAAGGCUUUGUCCGAAGCAGUCAUUGAAGCAAAGUAUCAAGAUGUUGAUGAACUUGAAGAUAUGGAAAUUGAGGCUGUGCAAGGAAGCUGUGACGAGGAUGAAGCACCGUCAUGCGUUAUGUGUGAAGAAACUAAACAAUUGUUAGUUUGUUCAGGUUGUAAUAACGAUUUGUAUUGUCCAGCGUGCUUCGAGGAAAAUCAUGCAGACUUUGAAUUGCACAAGCAUAAAAUAGUACCCCUUAAACUGUCUAAAAAACCCACCAUGGAUUGAGUAUAAAAACGUCAAUCGGAAAUAUGAGAAUUUGUGUAUAUUUUGAAAUAGUGACGCGUUGCCUUUGUAUAAUUAUUUCGCUAUCCGCUAUAGCUUCUGUAGUAUCUACACGAAUAAUCUUACAUCGCAUUACAUGCCUCAUACUCUAUCAGGUGUCUAAUAUUGAAUACUGCUUAAGAAUUUUGUGCCACUCUGACGCUCCUACUUGACUAUUUUAUUGUCAUUGUGGGGUUUUACACUUUCGUAUGGUACCGCCUUCGGCGCCUGCCAUCUUCAUAACGGAACCCGACACAGAUAGCAAAGUGUACGUACAUGGUCGAAGCGAAGUCCAAAGAUCAUUAUUCAAAUAAAAAUGAAACAAAAUGUUAAUUAAUAUUUGUAAUGUAGCACAGCUUGUAUAUGUUUCAUUUCUACACGGCUAAAAUACAACACUGCAAUAACUUGUAAAUGA
Messenger RNA from Cephus cinctus (wheat stem sawfly), 1811 nucleotides. Its product is annotated as abscission/NoCut checkpoint regulator. Gene Ontology annotation, cellular component: centrosome; midbody; cleavage furrow. Gene Ontology annotation, molecular function: phosphatidylinositol-3-phosphate binding. Lineage: Eukaryota; Metazoa; Arthropoda; Insecta; Hymenoptera; Cephidae. Gene Ontology annotation, biological process: mitotic cytokinesis checkpoint signaling; abscission. The record is from RefSeq and is a predicted model, not a curated record. The coding region runs from base 392 to 1360 and encodes 322 amino acids. The transcript is spliced from 6 exons.